CAUCAAAGCAUCGCCUUUGCCAUCUUGUCGCAGCUCAUUGCGCUCUGGUACCUGCGCAGAGGAUCAGGUCGUAGCUCUGAACCUUCCGUGGGACUGGUGGCCAGCUCUCGGGCAUUACGUGCCGGCUACCAAGCGCAAUAUAUCGCGCUCUGUUCCUGCUCUGCAAAGCGCACGUGCCAGUCGUUUGGGCUCUUCUGGAUCUCUCGGCAUUGACACGCCUCGACAUCUUGGAGGCUGGAGGCGAAGAGGCUCAAUCUUGGCUUGGCGUUUGCACGAGGUUUGUUGGUUUGAGAGUGGAAGGCGCAGAAGAAAGACACUCGGUGCAGUGAAGUUGGUGUUGGAGAUUGCGCUGCGAGGUGAGCGCAGGUGAGGUUGCGUUUCAGAAUUGGCAGGGCGCCAUUCACUGCUAGCACAAUGCCUGGGCUUAUUGCCGAUCAAUACGAUGAUCUCACUGGUGCAGUACAACAGAUCAUACUAUCCUCGUCCGAGUCGGACUACCUUGAUCAAUUGAUCCCACUGCUCAAGAAUGCCGAAAUCCAGACUCAGGUCACCCCUCUCAUCCAUGCUCUCAACCAUGUCUCGGCAGAUCGAGAGGCACAAAUUGAGUCCAUAUGUAAUUCGAACCACCAGGAAUUCAUCACCAGUGUCAACCAACUACAAUCUGUCCGAGAGGAGACUGUCAACUUGACUUCCGAGAUCAUGCAGCUGAGCAGAAGUAUCGAGGCCAGUACCGAGAAAUUGGCAGAGCAGAAGAAAGCGCUGGUUGACUCGCGAAGUGUGCGCCAAAACAUUGACGAUGCGACACAAGCACUCAAGGAUUGCUUGGAGGUCCUUCGUCUAGCCAACCAAGUGCACGAUCUGCUCGGCAAGAAGAAUCACUACGCCGCACUUCGCGCUCUUGAUGAGCUGCAAAACGUUCAUCUACGCGAGGUUACUAGGUACAAGAUCGCGGAAAUGAUCGAGCGCUCCGUACCAGCUACGCAACGUAUGAUCGCUGAAGCUGUCACUCAAGACUUGCACACCUGGCUGUAUCGAAUCCGCGAGACAUCGCAAUUUCUUGGUGAGGUAGCAUUCUAUCACACGGAGAUGAGACGCGCCCGACAGAAGGAGCGCGGCGAGAAGGACGAGUAUCUCGGGUCCUUUGGAUUGAACUCAGCAGUGGAGCUGGUCGCUGAUGAAGACGAGGAGUUUGACGUUCUCAACAAUGAGGAGGUUCAAGUCGACUUCUCCCCUCUAUUCGAGUGCCUGCAUAUUCACGAUGCGCUCGGGGAGACCGAGAAGUUCCGCGCCGACUAUGCCGCCACUCGACGCAGGCAAAAAGACUUGCUGAUCCCACAGACUAUCAACCUUCUCGAGGAAGACAACAGCAGCCUCAGUGGAUUGCUUGAGGGCAUCGCAGGAUUUGCGAUUGUGGAAAAGGCGACGAUGCAAAAGACCGAGAACUUCCGCUCUCAGAGCGACAUUGACGAACUGUGGGAGAGCAUGUGCCAGUCUUCGGUGUCACUCAUCAGUACUGCACUGCAUCACGUUGACAACGAUGAGCGGCUGUUGAAGGUUAAGGGCGUGAUUGCGCUCUUCAUACAGACCAUGGACAGUUGGGGUUACUCUGUUGCCAGUCUUGACGGACUUCUUUUGACUCUCUUCGAUAAGUACAGCUCUUUGCUGAAGAGACGAUUCAGUGAUGACUUUCAAGAGAUUGUCAGCACUGACGACUAUAUGCCAAUGCCAAUCAACAAUGCCGACGAGUACACCAAAGUCAUCUCGGUAUCCUGGUACACGCCGCCUGCUGGUCAGGAGAAUGCGGAGGAGUUGUCGUAUCCAUGCGUUCUUCCUUUCAGUCAGAUGUACCCACUGGUUUGCAUUGACAUCCGCAACUUCUUGAACCAGAUCUACCUGUUCUCCGACGACCAUUUCCGCCACACCACAGUCAUCGACAAGACGUUGAAAGAAAGCCUGGACGAAUUGCUGGUCGACAAGGUCUGCCGCAGUCUGGUAGACCGCCUUUCCUCGCAAUAUCCUGGUCAGAUCGUGCAAAUCCUCACCAACCUCGAUCACUUCGAGCAAGCUUGCACAGAUCUCGAGGGUCUUCUUGUCGAAGCGAGAUCAAGCAGCAGCGCGGCAGGACCGAUCAAACUCAACGCCACCGGCCAGUUCAAUUCAGCUAAGAAGCGUGCCGAAAAGCGCAUCUUUGAGCUCGUCAACAGCAAGAUCGAUGACCUGAUCGACACUGCAGAGUACGAAUGGACAAGCACCUACACGCCCGAUACCGCUAGUCCUUACAUACAAGAACUGACGAGGUAUCUGUCCAAUAUCAUGAGCUCCGUCCUCCUGGGCCUGCCCGAGCAGAUCAAAGAGCUCAUCUAUUUCGAGGCUUUGAAUCAUAUCAGCGAUUCGCUUCUUCGACUGCCACUCGACCCAAGUGUGCGCCACAUCUCACCUCAAGCCGCAACGGCAUUCAAGCUCGACGUCGAUGAUCUCGUCGACUUCGUAGAAGCGCUUCCGGAAGCUCCGGUUCUUCUUGAGAGCCUCACAUCCAUUCGACAGACGACUGACUUGAUGAUGCUGGCGGCCGAGGGCAAGGGCGAGGAGUUCUUCGACUCGUCCAAGAGUCAGACACGCUUCGAGAAAGUGGACAAGAUCAAAGGUGCGGAGUUGUUGGAGAAGGUGUACACUGAUACCACAGGUGCGCCGAGGGAGAAGAGAAUGUCUCUGAUGCCGGAUUUCCAAGAGUUGAGAGGAAAGCCAAGCAUGCCACAUUUCGGCAUUCGGGACAGAUUCGAUCAGUUCACGAAGAGGGAUCGAUCGUAGGGAGGUUGACCUUGACUAGUGCACUCAUCUGAUAUGUGAGUGAUAGCUGUAACAGUACGCUUGCUUUCUACCUGUGUCUCAGAGCUUGAUGACAAUCGAGCU
Cercospora beticola is the source of this 2910-nucleotide messenger RNA. RefSeq names its product Rab GTPase-binding exocyst subunit SEC15 (gene SEC15). Lineage: Eukaryota; Fungi; Ascomycota; Dothideomycetes; Mycosphaerellales; Mycosphaerellaceae. The record is from RefSeq and is a predicted model, not a curated record. Gene Ontology annotation, biological process: exocytosis; intracellular protein transport; Golgi to plasma membrane transport. Gene Ontology annotation, cellular component: membrane; exocyst.